Messenger RNA from Spodoptera exigua (beet armyworm), 2781 nucleotides. NCBI's taxonomy places the organism in Eukaryota, Metazoa, Arthropoda, Insecta, Lepidoptera, Noctuidae. The record is from the annotation of a GenBank genome assembly.
AUGGCUAACAGCAACGCAGUGUCGUCGACUUUAUCGUCGAGGGAUUAUCACUGUAAGAUUUGUGAUCUCUAUUUGGACACUGUCGAGUCAUUAGAGGUACAUUUACAAUAUCACAAAGAGAAUUUAUAUGUGAAGUGGGGUACGCAGAAUGUACAGAAUGAUACUGAUAACAAUAACGGAGUCAAAGUGAAGAUCGAAACAACUGUGUCGGCACCAGCCGACUCAAGCGACAAUAUGAUCACCAAGCCUAGCCCAGAGUUCCAGCAGCGGGCUACGCCAGAGACCUCAGCCCAGUUUCCUCAUCCAGCGACCCCGCAGAGUUACCACAGUGCUCCUUCACCAUAUCAGAAUCCAGAUCAGACCAACUUCUCACCUGGAGCACAAUUCGGUAACAAUUAUUCUCAUACUGGCUUCCCUCAAAAUCAACAUUCCGAACAGAUCAACUGGGAUCAGUCCCAAUACAACCAAGAGUAUCACAAACCGAACCGGUUCCAUCCGUACAACAUGCAGGAACGAGUGUCGCAAGUAUCAUCUUCCAGUCCACUUUACGGUCAGCCCCUUAAUCAGCCAACGCCAUCGCCAUCACCGAACCAGUGCGACAAAUGUGGCUUUGUUUGUGACUCCGCCGUCCAACUCAAUGAGCAUUGCAACUCAGCUCAUGCAGGUGUUAGUGCUCCCCCUACUGCAGCAUCUAUGCCAUUUCAACAAUACCCAGGCAAGCAAUAUAACAACUCGGGUUACCAGAACGAAAGUGCAAAGGUAAAGGAGGAACAUGAAGAAUCUUCUGAUAUUUUAGAUUUAGAUUCUCAAAAAGUUGUUUAUCAAGGUAAUGAGGGUGAACAGCCGACUGGAACUUUCGAAGAUGCACCACCUCAAGGCCGUGAAGUUAAUACACGUACUGUCCCUAUGAUGCCUUGGGAGACGCAAAAGUUGUACAGUAAUCCUCAACUCAAUGGAGACGUAUCUCUUUUCAAAGAACAAAAAAUGUUCGCCGAACAAAAGCCAUACCAGUCGGAGACAAAAAUGUUUCACCCCGAGCAAAAGUUUGCUUACACUCAGGAUAAAUUUCUAGGCGUACAUCACGAUCAAAAACCUUUCAUGCACGUGGAACAAAAGAUAUACCCGGGAGUACAAAUGCCACCUUUAACAGAUUACACAGGCCCAGUAGCCUCAUCAAAUCCAGAUAUGAAACCACCUUAUCGGCCCUACGAUUCACCAGCAGCGCCACAAAUCACCAGCACACAACCUGCGAAUCCCACAUCUUCAACGCUUCCCACCAUUGGAGGCAAAGGCGCAAACUGGAAAUCGAAUGAAGCGCGUCGACCUAAGACAUAUAAUUGCACCGCUUGCAAUAAAUGGUUCACUAGCUCCGGACAUCUAAAAAGGCAUUACAACACGACUUUGCAUAAGAAUGCGGUGAGAUCAUCGGGUCAGCCUGAUCCAGCGACUUUGCCCAUAUCAAACCAUCAUCACCCGAGCCGCGAGAUGUCGCGUGCGCAACAGCAGUCCGCCGACUCCAACACGCAGAGCCCUGUCCCUUCUGAGGACGGCCGAAGCGUGGACGACGCAGCCCUGCAGUCGCCUUACGCCUCGCAGAACUUUGACCGGUCGCAUCGGGUUGCCGCCAUGCAGUCCAAGUCACCGUACUCGCAUCUUCAACAGGGUAACUUAGAUAAUAAUUUCAGUAAUAAUCCUCUAGUAAAUCACCCUUUACAGCAUCAGGUCGGUUCGCAUCCUCUUAAUAUAGGUAGUCAACCGCCGGGUAUAGGGAACCCAAAUGAUAGUAAUCAUCAGUCAUCAAAAGGUGUAGCAAUAUCAUCAGCAGGGAAUCCCCCAAACGGGGAAGCAGGUCCCUCUGUUUCGCAAAAUCACCAUAUGAGGGGCCUGCUAUCAGUGUCAACCAGCAAUAUUUCAACUCCGGUGCUAACUCAGAGUACACCGGCACUUACACCGCACACGCUGACUCCGUUCAGUCAUUUGGGUGUCAACCCGUACAGCCCGAGGUCUACGGAUCCUUUGGGGCCUUCGGUUCCGGACCCCACGCACACCCCUUUAUAUUUGGGUCAGAAUUUUCAACAGACUAUAGCACCGAGUUACCCAAACGGGAUGGCCCCCCACGUUAUGGAUAUGGCUAUCAACAAUCUGCCUACAGCCAAUCCGGCUACUUUUGGUGAAUCAGCACCAGAAACAGUCGUUGUUAUGGAACAAGAAACGUCAAGUGAGCCGGCUGGCGGCCGCCUGCCGAGCUUCUCGCAGCUCCAGACGCAGAGCCUCAGCAUUUACGUUUCUAACUAUAUCACACAGCCUAACGUGGGGGGUCAAGUUGUUACUGACGAGUCGACUGCUGGUUACAUUAUCGUCGACCCGGUUCACUCUAAUUUAUCAUAUGGCAAUCCUGAAAUUACAGGACAAGCUAUAGAAUACGAUUCUUCAAUGAUUGAAUACGAUCCGGAACACUCGAAAGUUUAUCCAUACGGUUACGCCGUCGAAGGCAAAACUAUAAAACGCGAAGUAGACUUGUUACAAACAGAUUCAGGCGAACUUCAGAUACUGAAGAUCGAAGACAUAAUGGAUUACGCGAAUAAAGAAAAUUAUGGCGCUCAGCUGAAGUCCCCGGCUAGCCCGGAGAGUGCCAAAGCUGAGAAUGAGAAUCGCGGGUCGCCCGCAGUGUCGUCAACCGUUGAGUACUCGAGUAGUGUUAGCGGCGCAAGCGCGGCGCGUGCGUCGCCCGCGACACUCGGCGCGUCGCGGCCGCCACGAGCCGCGUGCCUCUGCCGCUAG